Messenger RNA from Linum tenue, 1293 nucleotides. The record is from the annotation of a GenBank genome assembly. Lineage: Eukaryota; Viridiplantae; Streptophyta; Magnoliopsida; Malpighiales; Linaceae.
AUGGGUUCUUUGUUACCCCCGGAAGGGAGGAAAGCCAAGUUCUCCCAGCUGUAUGUGUUUGACACAGAUGAUGAAAUUGGUGAUCGACUUUCUAAUUUUUCAUCAACCAGUCUUGCUUUGAGGCCUCAAAUAUUUGAUGGUUUGAUUAGAAUGUUUGAUCAAACAAAUGAAUUGGUUAAAAGUUUUCGUAGAGUGGCUAGGGAGGUCCAAGAUCCAGCCAAUCAUAACCUUCGUCUUAGAAUAACAGGUAAUCGGGAAAGCAACAAUCGACAGUAUGAUCUACCUACUGGGUCUGAUGUGGCAGGUCUUAUACCUGGUGACUUCAAUGCUGAAGAUGAUGAUAGAGACAUCAUUAUUAACCACCGGGAAGAAGGGUUGCAGCGAAUUUAUAGCCUCAAUCCGAAAUUUCAUGCUUUGCAGUUCCCUAUUCUUUUCCCAUAUGGGGAAGAUGGUUUCCAUUUGGGAAUAAAGUUUAUCUCCUUGGAUGAAAAUUCUGAACAAACUUGGAUGAAGAUUCCUAAGUACUUAGUCCUACCACAUGAGGGUGACUCAAUUCAGCCAAUUGUUGACUUUGUCUUCCAAGGACUGCUGGAGUCUUACAGGUCAGUUUCCUUCCUAAAAAACCGUGCUAUUGUCACCCCGACAAAUGAAACAGUAUCUAGGAUAAAUGCUUCUAUUCUUUCGUGCAUUCCUGAGGAGACCAAACACUACUACAGCACAGAUAGUUUGUGUACUGAAUCAACAGAUAAUUCAGACCUGGAUACCCUGUACCCUAUUGAAUUUCUAAACUCUCUCUCCUUUAAUGGGAUGCCUGAACAUGAACUUACUCUAAAGCUGUAUACACCCAUUAUGUUGCUUCGAAAUAUUGAUCCCUCGGCUGGUAUGUGUAAUGGAACACGAUUGAUGAUAACACAUCUUGGAGAAAAUGUGAUCAAAGGAAUCAUACUUACUGGUACUUACGAGGGUACAGUGGUAGCUAUACCGAGAAUCGCUCUGAACUUUAGUGAUCACAAAUGGCCAUUCACAAUGAAGCGAAGGCAGUUUCCAGUCCGACUUUGCUAUGCCAUGACAAUCAACAAAAGUCAAGGCCAAACACUAGAAAGAGCAGGAGUCUUCUUACCUAAGCCUGUGUUCAGUCAUGGUCAACUGUAUGUAGCUGUUUCUCGAGUUCGCUCAGCAGCAGGUCUUAGAUUACUCAUACACAAUGAUGAUAACCUGCCCUCUGAUUGCACAAAAAACAUAGUCUACACGGAGCUGUAUUCUGAAUUAUCCUUCCCUGGUAACUUUGCAUAA